This is a messenger RNA of Danio rerio (zebrafish), 6567 nucleotides long. The record is from RefSeq and is a predicted model, not a curated record. Lineage: Eukaryota; Metazoa; Chordata; Actinopteri; Cypriniformes; Danionidae.
UCAAGGUAGUGUGCGCCUGCACCAUUUCCACGUCAGUAAGUUUGCCUGUGGAGGAGAUUACCUACCGGUGACAGAGUAUCUGUCUAACGUUAAUACUAUAACAGAAAAACAGCAGGGUAUGACAACACUACGCGGAACAGUCUGAAAUAUUCACUAUGGUGGACAAGAAUAUAUACAUCGUUCAAGGGGAGAUUUCUGUUGUCGUUGCUGCAAUCAAGAGGAACUCUAGAUGGAGUACCCAUACACCUUUGGAUGAAGAACAGGACACACUGCUCAACAGCUUCAGGCUUUUGAAAGAGAGACUCAAUAACAUCAAAGAUCUUUCCGAUGUGGAACCCAAUGUGUUUCUAAGACCUUUUCUGGAGGUGGUUCGCUCAGAAGACACAACUGGACCAAUCACAGGCCUUGCUCUCACAUCGGUCAACAAGUUCUUGUCUUAUGGACUUAUAGAUGCCAAUCAUGAAGGGGCAGCGGAGUGCAUCGAGAACAUGGCUGAUGCGGUCACGCAUGCAAGAUUCGUGGGCACCGACCCUGCAAGUGAUGAGGUGGUGCUGAUGAAAAUCCUCCAGGUUUUGAGGACUUUGCUAUUGACUCCUGUUGGAGCCCAUCUCACCAAUGAGUCUGUCUGUGAGAUCAUGCAGUCCUGUUUCCGUAUAUGCUUUGAAAUGAGAUUAAGUGAACUGUUGAGAAAGUCAGCUGAGCACACGCUGGUGGACAUGGUGCAGCUGCUCUUCUCCAGAUUGCCACAGUUCAAAGAGGAGGCCAAGAGUUAUGUGGGCACUAACAUGAAGAAGGCUUACAAUAUCUUAUGGAAAAACAAACGAGUGCAGCUAAAGAUGAGAGCCGGGGGAAUGAGCGAGUCGUCCAAGUGGAAGAAACAGAAGCGUUCUCCCCGUCCCCCUCGUCACAUGGUGCGCAGUCCCUCAGGACAGAUGGAUCCAGCUCAGUCCAGCACUCUCACUAACAACCUUUCAGGUGGAGUUCCCUUCAUAGAGCAGCACAGUGGAGGUUCUUCUACAUUUCCUGGUUCCGACAGUGCAGCUUCCUCCAUCUCCAGCCCCACCACUGACAGUGGCUUAGACACCGGCUCCAAAACCACCUCAAAGGAGGAUCUCACCGACCUGGACCAGAACAGCUCAACAGCCACCACUCCCAUCACACCCUCCGCAGAGCCGGGCAGACUGGAAUCACAGUCUGAGGGCAGAGGUGUGGAGCGAGCCCAGUCCGCCUCAGUGGAGUCCAUUCCUGAAGUCCUGGAAGACCGAGACCUGCUGGCUGACCAGUCUGAUUCAGCAUCUGUCCACGAUAUGGACUAUGUGAACCCUAGAGGAGUGCGCUUUACACAGUCUACUCAGAAAGAAGGUGCUGCUCUUAUCCCGUAUGGUCUGCCAUGUUUGAGAGAGCUCUUCCGGUUCCUCAUCUCUCUCACCAACCCACACGACCGCCAUAACUCCGAUGUGAUGAUGCACAUGGGCCUUCAGCUCUUAAACGUUGCCCUUGAAGCUGCACACAUCGCCCCCUACCAGUCAUUGCUCGGUCUGGUCAAAGAUGAACUCUGUAGGCACCUCAUACAGUUGUUAGGUGUAGACCGAAUGAAUCUGUACACCGCCUCUAUACGUGUGUGCUUUCUUCUGUUUGAAAGCAUGCGAGAGCAUCUAAAGUUCCAACUUGAGAUGUACCUGAAGAAGCUAAUGGACAUCAUUACCUCAGAGAACCCGAAGAUGCCAUAUGAAAUGAAGGAGAUGGCCCUGGAGGCCAUAGUACAGCUCUGGAGAAUCCCCAGCUUUGUCACCGAGCUCUACAUAAAUUACGACUGUGACUUUUACUGCUCCAACCUGUUUGAGGAUCUCACCAAAUUGCUCUCUAAGAAUGCCUUUCCAGUGUCUGGGCAGCUUUACACAACCCAUCUCCUGUCACUUGAAGCCCUGCUGACAGUGAUUGACAGCACCGAGGCUCACUGUCAGGCCAAAGUGCUCAACAGCGCUACACAGCAGGAACAGUCCGAAUCCACAACCGUAGGAGACAGUUCAGUCAGUACCAUCACAGAUUCACCCGCAGAAACUGGCAAACCUCAUCCCAGUUCUAAUGGACAGAACUCUGUGGUGUCUGAGACGAGGGCUUCCUGUCCUCCCACCAGCGGUCAUCUCAUGGCAGAGAAGAUGAGAUUAGGUAGACAGGACCAGGAGGAGACGGACACAGGAGAGAAGAAAAUCUCGAAGAAGCCUCAUCGUUUCUCCAGCUAUCUUCCAGACUCUCAGGAACUUCUGGAAAUCAAGAACAAGAAGAAGCUUCUGAUCACGGGUACAGAACAGUUCAAUCAGAAGCCAAAGAAAGGCAUUCAGACCCUGCAGGAGAAAGGCCUGCUCAGCAGCCCCAUGGAUAAUAACGAAGUAGCCCAAUGGCUGAGAGAAAACCCCCGUCUGGAUAAGAAGAUGAUUGGAGAGUUUAUCAGCGAUCGCAGGAAUACUGACCUGCUGGACAGUUUUGUCAACACGUUCACCUUCCAGGGUCUGCGCAUAGACGAGGCCCUCCGCUUGUAUCUGGAGGCUUUCCGUCUUCCUGGCGAAGCGCCUGUCAUUCAUCGACUUUUGGAAACCUUCACUGACAACUGGCAUAAAGUGAACGGUAAUCCCUUCCAGACAAAUGACGCUGGCUUCGCCCUGGCUUACGCCGUGAUCAUGUUAAACACCGAUCAGCACAACCAUAACGUUCGAAAGCAGAACAUCCCCAUGACUUUGGAGCAAUUCAAGAAGAAUCUCAAAGGUGUGAACGGAGGAAAUGACUUUGAUCAAGAUAUGCUGGAAGACAUCUACAAUGCCAUCAAGAACGAGGAGAUUGUGAUGCCGGACGAGCAGACGGGGCUGGUGAAGGAGAACUACGUGUGGAGCGUUCUGCUGCACAGAGGAGCCUCCGCUGAAGGGAUGUUCCUGCAUGUGCCGGACGGCAGUUAUGACCGUGACCUCUUCUCCAUGACCUGGGGACCCACCAUUGCCGCCCUCUCCUAUGUUUUCGACAAGAGCCUGGAUGAUACUAUUAUCGAGAAGGCUAUUGCUGGCUUUAGGAAAUGUGCCAUGAUCUCUGCACACUACGGCUUCAGUGACGUCUUUGAUAACUUGAUCAUUUCACUUUGCAAGUUUACUACACUCAGCUCUGAGUCAGUAGAGAACCUACCCACCGUGUUUGGCAGUAACAGGAAGGCUCAAGUCGCCGCUAAGACUGUCUUCAGCCUGGCGCAUCGUCAUGGUGAUAUUUUACGAGACGGAUGGAAAAACAUCAUGGACUCCAUGUUGCAGCUUUUCAGGGCUGAGCUUUUACCCAAGACCAUGGUCGAGGUUGAGGACUUUUUGGAUCCUAAUGAGAAGAUUUCUUUACAACGUGAAGAGACGCCAUCAAACAGGGGUGAGUCUGCUGUUUUGAGUUUUGUCAGCUGGUUAACACUGAGCGAACAAUCAGGGCUCAGAGGUCCCUCCACUGAGAACCAGGAGGCCAAGCAAGCUGCACUGCUCUGCAUAAAGCAAUGUGAUCCAGAAAAGCUGAACACAGAAAGCAAGUUUCUGCAGCUGGAGUCUUUGCAGGAGCUCAUGAAGGCUCUCAUCUCUGUGACCCCUGAUGAGGAAACAUAUGAUGAAGAAGAUGCUGCUUUUUGCUUGGAGAUGCUGCUACGUAUCAUUCUUGAAAACAGGGACAGAGUAUCGUGUGUUUGGCAAACGGUGCGGGAUCAUCUGUAUCAGUUGUGUGUCCAUGCUAAUGAGAGCUGCUUCCUGGUGGAGAGAGCAGUGGUGGGAUUGCUCAGGCUUGCCAUACGCUUGUUGCGCAGAGAGGACAUCGGCUCACAGGUUCUCCUCUCCCUUCGCCUGCUGCUGAUGAUGAAACCUCACGUCCUGUCUAGAGUCAGUCGGGAGGUGGCCUACGGCUUGCAUGAGCUGCUUAAAACUAACGCUGCCAACAUCCACAGCACUGACGAUUGGUACACUCUCUUUUCCCUCCUGGAGUGCAUCGGCGCUGGGAUCAAACCUCCGGCUGCUCUGCAGUUCGCCAACACUAACCCAGACAAUGACACAGGCGCGCAGUCAGACAGUGAACUCAGCUCAUAUCAUCAGAGUGAAGUUAGUCUUGACCGGGGAUACACGUCCGAUUCUGAGAUUUACAACGAGCAUGGCAAAUCCAGAAUACCCCGUUCUGCUACUGAUGUGGAUGUAGGCUGGCUAGUGGUGGGUAAAGAUGACCUGGACGGAGCUAAGGCAGCGGUGACCACACCUUCAAAGCCCAUGAACCAUCCUCUCGUUAACCAGUACAGUUUAACUCUCGGGCAGGACAUGGGUCUGCAUGAUACCAAGUCCCUCAUCAAGUGCGUGGAUUCGCUUUCCUUCAUCGUACGCGAUGCUGCUCACGUCACUCCAGAAAACUUUGAGCUUUGUGUUAAAGCCAUUCGUGUGUUCGUGGAGGCCAGCCUUAAUGGAGGCUACCGCACCCACGAGAAGAAGAAGAGCCACAAAUACGACUCCAAAUCCAGCCGGCUCCGAAAGAAGCCACGGGAGAAGGAAGGUGCAUCACGAAGAACCAAAGCGUCCAGUCAGCGGCCCGCCCGUUCCCAUAGCGACGAUGAGGAGGAGGAGGGCGUGCCGGCCAGUUACCACACGGUGUCUUUUCAGGUUAGUCUGGAUUUGUUAGACCUGAUGCACACACUGCACACGCGAGCAGCCGGCAUCUACAGCUCCUGGGCGGAGGAACAGCGCCAUCUAGAGGAUGCAGGAAAGAAGAUCGAGGCAGACUCUCAAACGCUGUGGACCAGCUGCUGGUGUCCGCUCCUUCAAGGUAUGGCUUGGUUGUGCUGUGACGCACGUAGACAAGUCCGCAUGCAAGCACUCACUUACCUGCAAAGGGCACUUCUGGUCCAUGAUCUACAAACACUGGAUGCGGUGGAGUGGGAGUCCUGCUUCAAUAAGGUCCUGUUUCCUCUGCUGACCAAACUUUUGGAAAAUAUCAGUCCAGCUGAUGUGGGUGGCAUGGAGGAGACCAGGAUGAGGGCCUGCACACUGCUUUCCAAGGUGUUCCUGCAGCAUCUCUCUCCUCUGCUCUCUCUGCCCACGUUUGCUGCCCUCUGGCUCACCAUUCUGGACUUCAUGGACAAGUACAUGCACGCUGGAUCCAGCGACCUUCUGCUGGAGGCCAUCCCUGAAUCCCUGAAAAACAUGCUGCUGGUAAUGGACACAGCAGGGAUCUUUCAUAGCGCAGACUCCCGCACAGGAUACUCAGACCUGUGGGAAAUCACCUGGGAGAGAAUAGUCUGUUUCCUGCCCCGUCUAAAGGAGGAGCUCUUCAAACAGGCUGUCAUUCCAGAGCCUGUGUGUAAUGUUCCUGUGGAGCCCGUCCCGCCUCCUGUUGCUGUUCCUCCAGCCGCUCCCACUGUUCCAGCUCCAUCACCAGUGCCAGCAGCCCCUGCAGAGCCAAAUAUCCCCAGCAGACCCUCAUCGCCUCAAGACAUGCCGACACCGAGUGCCAACGGUGAUCGAACAGACAGAUCAUCUCCAGUUCCUCCCUCAACACCUCCGCUACCCACUCCAGCCAAGAAGAGUCCUCCAGAGUCCCCGCCACCUCUCAGCCAGUCCCCGCUCAUCCUCCAGCCCCUCGCCUCCCCUUUGCAGGUGGGCGUCCCCCCUAUGACCCUGCCAAUCAUUCUGAACCCCGCCCUCAUAGAGGCCACCUCGCCCGUGCCCCUGCUGCCCCGCCCCUCCGCAGACUGACCCGCCCCUCCGCCAACUGCCCCGCCCACAGUGUUGCAGCAUUUGAAGGAGAAACGCGCUGGAAGAAGCAUCUGAUUUCACUGUAGCCCACACACUAUUCAAUUAUGUAAGAGCAGGAGCUGGAAGAAGAGCGUACGAGAGGACAUUGAAAUGCAUGGUUGCCUCUCCUCGUUUCAAACAUCAAAGCUUCUCCCAGACCGAUCAGACGAGAAUGUCCUUCAGCCAGAGAUGAGCAUAUUUAUUCAAAUCAGGAAGGUGCCACCCCCAGAGGGACAGUUCAUUAUUGAUGGGACGAGGUGUAUUUCUGGUAGGUUAACUGCAGCUGUCAGAGCAGAUUUUAAUGUGUUAGUACUGGUCAGGCAGAGAUCACAGAGAAUGGCUGAUGAGUAGAGGUCUGGCUUGUUACACCGUACAACAUACUUUAGCGCUGAAGCUUUUAGCACCGCUCAAGAUUAACAAGACUGUACAGUAUGAUGAAGAAAACCCUAACUUAUUUAGACUAUUCUUGUCGCUUUUACUCUUUAAUUAUAGCAUAUUGGCGUAAAUUGGUCUAAAGGAAAAUUGAAGUAAUAGUCCAUCCAAAAACUGAUAAUUGUGUCAUCAUUUACUUAUCCUCCACUUAUUUAUAUGUAUAAAUGUGAUAACACUUAUAAUAACUGCACAGUAUGAAUAAUUUAUUAAACGUUAUCAAAUAAUGGAUUCAUUAUCUGUUAAGCAUUAACUCUACAUUAAUAGAGUAAGCAGUUUAUAAGUGCAGUUACAAAUUCUCUUGACAUAUAGGCACAUGUGUAAUGUGCUUAAUGAUUGUGUUUUAAUAGUUUGU